Messenger RNA from Bombus pyrosoma, 2314 nucleotides. Its product is annotated as probable serine/threonine-protein kinase samkC. The record is from RefSeq and is a predicted model, not a curated record. Bases 518 to 1498 code for a protein of 326 amino acids. The transcript is spliced from 8 exons. Lineage: Eukaryota; Metazoa; Arthropoda; Insecta; Hymenoptera; Apidae.
UUUCUCUGUGAUAUAAAUAUGAAAUUUCUAUUGUAAGCAUACAUCUGUAUUUCAUAUGGUAUAUUUCAAGCAGAAGAUAUCAAUUUUUACAUGCCCGUUCACUAAAAGGAACAAGAAACAAAUCGUAUAACGCCGAAUAUUAUUAAACAAAUUACACGAAGAAAAUAUUAUCACGAGAUACACGUGCGUCAUUUCAAAAGAAGAUCGUCCUUAUCCAUGCGUUUGAUUGCAACAGUAAGUAACAAAGUCUGUUGGAGAAUGGUCAACAAUUUCGAAAAAAGAGAAUUUCAGGAAACGCAAAACAGUUUCCUACGUUUGCCAGGAGCGUUGUCGGCGUUGGAUGUUAAGAGAUUGGUGGAGAACGGGGGUCGAAAAUAACUAACAAGUCAAAAGAGGAAAGGAGAACGAUUCGACGGCUCUUCCGAGAGAUUUAACCACGCAUCAGGAUAGCUGCUAUUACAUCCCUCACAAGUGGUUGUGUACACGAAUUAAAAGGUGAUUGCCCAAAAGCACAAGCAUGUCCGCGCAGAAGGCAAUGUUCGUGAACAAACAAUUCAACUCUCCUAUCAAUUUGUAUUCACCUCAAGCAAUACAGGAAACUUUGGAUAGGCAAACUCAAGUUCUAGCUAAUGGUGCAGUUGGGAUCGAUUUCAAUCAACUCGCCAAACCAGCGAAUUUACAAAACAGUGCGGUUCUACGAAUGCUUGAAGAGGAAGAAGCAAGGCAACGAGGUGGUCAACCCAGACUUAAGCGCGUAGCUUGGCCUCCACCUCCAGAAGAUCAGGAUUUAGAUUUCGUGGAGCAAGGACCCGUACAAGCAAAGACUCGUGGAAUCGGUGAUCUCGCCUCGUACCAGAGCAGUCCCUCGUCAGGUUCAUCACCCCAGCCGCCUUCGACGAUCGCUCGUUCGUCGACUCGAAGCGCCGUUCCAUCGUCUCCGUCACCUGUUAGUCCUGGUGGAACACUGCGACAACCGUCACACUUUCAACUUCAGUCAGCGCCAAAGGGUUGGCGACCGGUAACACCACCGGCUACUUCUCCUAUCUCGCAACAACCGAUACAGCCGAAUUGGUACAAUCAGCAACAGCAACAAGAUCAUCGUGCUCAGCAGCAUCCUCAAGAUUAUAGUUCACCACGACUGGCACAAACUCACGCCCCUGCCGUUUUUGAAGCACCGCCGUCCACAAUCACACUUCGCCCGGAGCCUCCAAUCUCACAGGCACCAGCGCCAGUUUACCAAGCACAACCUGCCGCGACAAAGGCUCCAGUAAGCGGAAACAUGAGAGGAGACUUGAAGUGGCCGCCAGCAUCGGUGAGAGCUCAAACGGAAGCCGAAAACAGAGCUAGGAUGGAAUUAGCGAGAGGUCCUGCUGUUAGACCUCGCAGAGUGCACAAGGACUAUAGCGGAUUUUUCGCUCAACACGCUUUGAACAGUACCUAUCCUGGUUAUCGAGCUCCACCAGGCACUCAAUACUUCACCCCUUCUUAUCAUAAUUAGCAAAUUUAUCCAAGAGAUGUUUACUUUUCUCGUAAUGUCAUCCUGAGCUCGAUGUUUCACGACAUUUGUAAAAACCGCAAUUUUGAAAUCAAAUAUUUGAAAACCUGAAAUACUACAACUUUUUAAAUUACAAACGGAAAGAACGUUAACGUAUAUAUUUCGGUUCAAAUUUCUUUAUAUAUAUAUAUAUAUAUAUAUAAUAUGUAUAUAGGACUUAGGACUGUACACGCAUGACAAAAUGCGUAUUCCGCUCUUCCAGUUCUUAGUCCAAAUUAGUACUUUCACGAGAUACACAAGUUACUUUUUCCAGGUUUUUGAAACGCUUCCUGUUCGCAUUUUGAAUUUUAACAUAAAUAUUUUUGUAUAUAUUGAGACUGAUGCAACACUUGCUUUUUCUCGCCGCGACUCUCAUUUGCGCGUAAAAAUUAAAAUAAUAGUUUAGCUUUAAAAACAUAUCCUUUUUAUGUAAUAAAUAUAAAUAAAUAUCGACAUACAAGUGAAAGUUAAUGUUUUUAACGGAACAACGUAUAUCUCGUGAAAGAAUCACAAUUAAUUCAAAUAUGUGUUCCGAUGAAAUAUUGCUACCAUAAUGAAAAAUGUCGAUUAAUGCAGAUUUUUCAACGACUAACGAAUAUCUCUGUUCGAAUAAACAUCGAAUAAAAUACGAUAAAUUCUUAUGAAUAAAUCAUUAAUAUCGAAUAUCGAAAAAGUUAAAAAAAAUUGAUCAUGUGUCUAUUGACUAAUUAACGAAACUUUUUAAUAAUGUAAUAUAUUGAUGUGUAUAAAUAAAAGAUAUUUACAGAUUCAACUAUUAAA